AUGAAGAGGAACGAUGAACUUCUCCACAUUGACGUCCACGUGGACGAAAGUGAACCACGCACAUCCGUUCUGGUCCUCCUCAGAAAGCUGAGACCUCACUGGAGUCAACAAGAUGUCCGAAUGAAGCCAUUCACCGAAGGCAUCACCAACCAUCUGCUGGGCUGUUCAGUGGACGAGUCCGAAUGCUUGCUGGUACGAGUCUACGGCCAACGGACUGAGCUCUUUGUGGACCGCCAGCGGGAGGUGGAAAUGUUCAGGCUCCUCCACGCUCAUGGUUGCGGCCCACAGAUAUACUGCACCUUCCGAAACGGCAUCUGUUACCAGUUUGUCCCAGGACACGUGCUGGAGGACAGGCUACUUUACCAGCCCGCCAUCUAUAGAUUAAUCGCCGCGGAGAUGGCGAGAAUCCAUUCUAUCCGUCCGCCGAACGCUCACCCACCCGAGCGUCUCCUGUGGAUCAAGCUGUCUCAUCUUCUCACGCUCUUAGAGAACAGCGGCAAACUCAACUGGCAGAGUUCCGCGUCCAGCCCACAACUACCCAGCUUGGCGAGGUUGUCGACGGAGGCAGAGUCACUGGAGCGGCACCUCACACCAUUGGGCUCGCCCACUGUGUUGUGUCACAACGACCUUCUUACCAAAAACAUCAUCCACGACCGCGAGCGGGGGACGGUGAGGUUCAUCGACUACGAGUACGCUGAGUACAACUACCAGGCCUUUGAUCUUGGCAAUCACUUCAAUGAAUUUGCAGGCGUCCAGGAUGUGGACUACAGCCGCUACCCGAGCCACGAUCUUCAAAAUGACUGGUUGGAGGCCUACCUGCUAAGCUACAAAAACUGCACUGGGCAAAAAGUUUCCGUCACCCGGGACGAGGUGACGCAGCUCUAUGUGCAAGUCUGCAAAUUUUCCUUGGCAUCCAACCUCUUCUGGGGUUUGUGGGCCAUUCUCCAGUCUUUCUACUCUUCAAUUGAUUUUGAUUUCCACAGAUAUGCCAUGGCACGAUUCAAUCGCUAUUUUGAGAAGAAAGAAGAAUAUUUUUCAUUACAAUGAAAUGGCAGGAGGGCAGCAAGGUGGCUGUUGUGGCUAGUACAUUUGCCAAAUGGUUCGUCAAUUGAUGACUCGUCUCUUGAAGACCUUUAAUGUCACUGUAGUGUCACUCUUAUCCCAAGGCAUCACACUACCAUUAGCAUGUUUGUUUGUUUGUUUUGAAUAAUUUAUCUUCUGAAAAGUUAUUAACGCAUCAUUAUUGUGUUAAAACUAGAUGCAUGGUAGCAAUGCUUUAUAUUUUCCAUAUUUUGGCCCUUAAACACCAAUUGUACAUCUAUUAGCAAACCCAAACCAUUUUUAGAUGAUUCCAUAAAUAAAUUGGAUUUUACAGUACACCCAGAACAACCUUUGUUGAAAAUGAACAAUUGAAAAUAAAGUGACCAUCAACAUGAAGCUGUUGGUCAUAAAUGAAACGUACAGCUAUCCGUAUUCAAUGUGUCGCUGGGACGAUGUCUGGUGGGUUUGUUUAAUCGCCUCCUCCAAAAAAGAACCGCAAUGCUUCUCAAAUUUAACAGUCAU
Molecule: messenger RNA, 1563 nt
Organism: Corythoichthys intestinalis (scribbled pipefish)
Lineage: Eukaryota; Metazoa; Chordata; Actinopteri; Syngnathiformes; Syngnathidae
Product: ethanolamine kinase 1-like
Exons: 8
Coding region: 1-1047 (348 amino acids)
Biological process (GO): phosphatidylethanolamine biosynthetic process
Cellular component (GO): cytoplasm
Molecular function (GO): ethanolamine kinase activity
Source: RefSeq, a predicted model, not a curated record